AUGGCUUCAACUCACAAACUCUUUAUUCAUGUUGCUUUCGUAGCUAUAACUGCAAUGGUCACAUCAACAUCAAUUGUUGAGUCAAGAUCACUCUUAAACCCAUCAUCAACCUCACCAAGCCUUGCAAUUCGUUUGAAGGUAGAGGGUGAACCUUCAAACUGUUGGGACUCACUGUGGCAGCUCCAAGCAUGCAGUGGAGAAAUUAUAACAUUUUUCCUCAAUGGUGAGACUUAUCUAAGCCAUGGUUGUUGCCAUGCUAUAAGGGUGAUUGGACAUGAUUGCUGGCCCAACAUUGUGGGCUCUCUUGGAUUCACCAAUGAAGAGACUGACAUUUUGGAGGGUUAUUGUGAUGAGGUUGCUUUCCAUUCACCUCCUCCACCAGCACCACAAUCUUUGGUUGAGCCAAAGGAGUUAGUUCCAUAA
Abrus precatorius (Indian licorice) is the source of this 423-nucleotide messenger RNA. Its product is annotated as egg cell-secreted protein 1.1-like. The coding region runs from base 1 to 423 and encodes 140 amino acids. Gene Ontology annotation, biological process: double fertilization forming a zygote and endosperm. The transcript has a single exon. The record is from RefSeq and is a predicted model, not a curated record. Lineage: Eukaryota; Viridiplantae; Streptophyta; Magnoliopsida; Fabales; Fabaceae.